AUGCAGGGAGGGGCAUCCCCGGUGUGGGACUGUAGCAGUCCAGACCCUGGCUGGGCCUCCAUCAGCAGGGGGGUGCUGGUGUGUGACGAGUGCUGCAGUGUGCACCGGAGCCUGGGCCGCCACAUCUCCAUUGUCAAGCACCUCCGCCACAGCGCCUGGCCUCCUACGCUGCUGCAGAUGGUGCACACGCUCGCCAGCAACGGGGCCAACUCCAUCUGGGAGCAUUCCCUGCUGGACCCCGCGCAAGUACAGAGCGGCCGGCGCAAAGCCAACCCCCAAGACAAAGUCCACCCCAUCAAGUCAGAGUUCAUCAGGGCCAAGUACCAGAUGCUGGCAUUUGUGCACAAGCUUCCUUGCCGGGAAGAUGACGGGGUCACUGCCAAAGACCUAAGCAAGCAACUGCACUCAAGCGUGCGGACGGGCAACUUGGAGACAUGUCUGCGCCUGCUGUCCCUGGGUGCCCAGGCCAACUUCUUCCAUCCAGAGAAGGGCACCACACCUCUGCAUGUGGCUGCCAAGGCGGGGCAGACACUGCAGGCUGAGCUUCUUGUAGUGUAUGGGGCUGAUCCUGGCUCCCCUGAUGUUAAUGGCCGAACACCCAUUGACUAUGCCAGGCAGGCGGGGCACCAUGAGCUGGCGGAAAGGCUAGUCGAAUGCCAGUAUGAGCUCACUGACCGGCUGGCCUUCUAUCUCUGUGGACGCAAGCCGGAUCACAAGAAUGGGCAUUACAUCAUCCCACAGAUGGCUGACAGAUCUCGGCAAAAGUGCAUGUCUCAGAGCCUAGACCUGUCCGAGCUGGCCAAAGCUGCCAAGAAGAAGCUGCAGGCGCUCAGCAACCGGCUUUUUGAGGAACUUGCCAUGGAUGUGUACGAUGAGGUAGACAGAAGAGAAAAUGACGCUGUGUGGCUGGCUACCCAGAACCACAGCACCCUGGUGACGGAGCGCAGCGCUGUGCCCUUCCUGCCUGUGAACCCCGAGUACUCGGCCACGCGGAAUCAGGGGCGACAGAAGCUGGCCCGCUUCAAUGCCCGAGAGUUUGCCACCUUGAUCAUUGACAUUCUCAGCGAGGCCAAGCGGAGACAGCAGGGCAAGAGCCUGAGCAGCCCCACAGACAACCUUGAGCUAUCUGCGCGGAGCCAGAGUGACCUCGACGACCAGCACGAUUACGACAGUGUGGCCUCAGACGAGGACACGGACCAGGAGCCCCUGCGCAGCGCCGGUGCCACUAGGAACAACCGUGCCCGGAGCAUGGACUCCUCAGACCUGUCCGAUGGGGCCGUGACGCUGCAGGAAUAUCUGGAGCUGAAGAAGGCUCUGGCUACCUCCGAGGCAAAGGUGCAACAGCUCAUGAAGGUCAACAGCAGCUUGAGUGAUGAGCUCCGGAGGCUGCAGAGGGAGAUCCACAAGCUGCAGGCAGAGAACUUGCAGAUCCGGCAGCCACCCGGGCCAGUGCCCACACCCCCACUGCCCAGCGAGCGGGCAGAACACACACCCAUGGGGCCUGGCGGGAGUGCCCAUCGCAGGGACCGCCAGGCCUUCUCCAUGUAUGAACCAGGCUCUGCCCUGAAGCCCUUUGGGGCCCCGCCUGGGGAUGAGCUCUCUACCCGGCUACAGCCUUUCCACAGCACUGAGCUGGAGGAUGAUGCCAUCUAUUCAGUGCAUGUCCCUGCUGGCCUUUACCGGAUCCGGAAGGGGGUGUCAGCCUCAGCCGUGCCCUUCACUCCCUCCUCCCCACUACUGUCCUGCUCCCAGGAAGGAAGCCGCCAUACGAGCAAGCUUUCCCGCCACGGCAGUGGUGCUGACAGUGACUAUGAGAACACGCAAAGCGGGGACCCACUGCUUGGGCUGGAGGGGAAGAGGUUUCUUGAGCUGGGCAAGGAAGAAGACUUCCACCCAGAGUUGGAAAGCCUGGAUGGAGACCUUGACCCUGGGCUUCCCAGCACAGAGGAUGUCAUCCUGAAGACGGAACAGGUCACCAAGAACAUCCAGGAAUUGUUGCGGGCUGCCCAAGAAUUCAAGCAUGACAGCUUUGUGCCCUGCUCGGAGAAGAUCCAUUUGGCUGUGACGGAGAUGGCCUCUCUCUUCCCAAAGAGGCCAGCCCUGGAGCCUGUGCGCAGCUCACUGCGGCUGCUCAAUGCCAGCGCCUACCGGCUGCAGAGUGAGUGCCGGAAGACCGUGCCCCCGGAGCCUGGCGCCCCUGUGGACUUCCAGCUGCUGACUCAGCAGGUGAUCCAGUGCGCCUAUGACAUCGCCAAGGCUGCCAAGCAGCUGGUCACCAUCACCACCCGAGAAAAGAAGCAGUGA
Molecule: messenger RNA, 2304 nt
Organism: Puma concolor (puma)
Lineage: Eukaryota; Metazoa; Chordata; Mammalia; Carnivora; Felidae
Source: RefSeq, a predicted model, not a curated record